Messenger RNA from Sphaeroforma arctica JP610, 741 nucleotides. RefSeq lists its product as hypothetical. Gene Ontology annotation, biological process: translational initiation. The transcript has a single exon. The record is from RefSeq and is a predicted model, not a curated record. The annotation marks the transcript as partial. Lineage: Eukaryota; Ichthyosporea; Ichthyophonida.
AGGAGAAGCGAAAGGCAAAAUUAGUAAACGAACACGGGCAAGUGCUGACACGUGUGGUGAGUAUCGACGGUGAACAGGAACAACUGACUAAAGAACAGCUUAUGAAAAAGGAGGCGUCCCUGCCACAAGGCUUCACUCUUAGGAAAGUAUCCACAGACCCGCUCGUAUUCCGAGUCGUUCCGAAAACCGACAAAUCCGCAGGUGGGAACCAGCCAGGCGCUGCUAAGAAGCUUGCACCACCACCACCACCUACCAAAAAGCGCAGAAAACCGGAGAAGGGCGUCAACGAACGCGGCAAGAAAGACGGCGAGAUCAAGUGCUCCGUUAAGAUAUCCGAGCACGAUCUGUUUGUGAAGGUGAAGAAUGCGCUGCGCAUGGUGAAGAAAGGGAGUGAUGUGAAGUUUUCGGUGGAGUUGACGGCCCAGGAGAAGGGAGGCCUGGAGAGCCAAGAAGCUCGCACAGGAGUGCUGGAGAGUGUUAUAGAGGGCGUCGAGGGUCUGGCGGAGGCCUCUGCGAUGACACACGAGGGCCGGCGGAGCUAUGUGAUGCUGACUCAGGUGUAAAGACGGGCCGGGUAGACUCUGAGCGUUUGUAGUCGGGGUGUGUGUGGUAAUUUAGUUAUAUUCUGCAUUUCAGAUUAUUCAGUAGAUUUAGCUUGUAGUUUUAAAGAACAAGUAGUAUAUUAGGUUUAUCAUGUAUGCUUACGGAUAAUAAAUAUACCGGCACACGCCGAUAAUUCAC